AUGUGUACUGCAACCUGCAUUGCCGAUACGGUUACCAGAGGUGUUGCGAAGAAUGACCACGACUGUUGUUGCUCUGUUGCUGAUGGAUUUAACGUUGUAAAUGAGCCCGAUGAACCUCGUUUGACUGAACAUGGAACUGCGUUGAUGUUUAUGCUGUUCUGCGAUGCGAUGCCAUGUGUGAUACGACUCGAUGACGUGAAGAUUGAAAACUUGCCUGGUGCGGAGGCCAGCGGGCCUCCGCGGACUCCUCAGACGCUUCGUUUCCUGCCUUGCUGGUGUGUUCAACGGUUUGGUGUCGAUGUGCGAGGUCUUCAGCCCGAGCUGCGCGUGACAAUGCUGGCCAAGCCUGCCGGACGCUGCUCUGCUUGGACGAGAAGGUUGAUUGGUACCUCUCAACCUUAUUUUGCGAUAGGCGCACUGCAUCUGAUGGAGGACAACCCUUAUGCCGAACGUGCACACUAUUGUGCUGGCGCUUAACGCCUCUGUAGGUGAAACCUUAUGUUUCUUUCUGACACAGCCUUCACGUGAAACGUGCACCUUGUAGUGCUGGCGCUUAACGCCUCUGUUAGUGAAACCAUGUGUUUCAUUCUGACGUAAAUUUUCUGACACAGUACUCAAACGACAUAUAUCUGACAAAAUCACAUGCUUCAUGCUUUUAAAUCGGGCAUAAUUAUUGUACAUUCAAUUAGGUCUUAAUUGAAUUUUGAUUGGCAAACUGUAUACUUUCAAGACUUCAAAUACAAACUCAAA
Molecule: messenger RNA, 750 nt
Organism: Uranotaenia lowii
Lineage: Eukaryota; Metazoa; Arthropoda; Insecta; Diptera; Culicidae
Exons: 3
Coding region: 1-477 (158 amino acids)
Source: RefSeq, a predicted model, not a curated record